Molecule: messenger RNA, 984 nt
Organism: Melanaphis sacchari
Lineage: Eukaryota; Metazoa; Arthropoda; Insecta; Hemiptera; Aphididae
Product: tigger transposable element-derived protein 4-like
Exons: 2
Coding region: 508-984 (158 amino acids)
Cellular component (GO): nucleus
Molecular function (GO): DNA binding
Source: RefSeq, a predicted model, not a curated record
AACUCGAACCUCGAUAACUCGAAAUUCUUGAUAUCUCGAAUAAAUAAAAUUCCCCUUCAAAUAACAAUAACACUUAAUGUUUAAAUAAUCUUGUUAACUCGAAAAUUAAUUUGACAAGUUUUUGAUAUCUCGAAUUUUCUUAUCCAAAUUUAGUACUAAAAAUAGUUUAUCAAGGCGAUUAUUUUUCGUAAAACCCGACCGUAAUUUAACUCUUGAUAACUUUGAUACAAUCAGUUUUAGUUCUGCCGUCUGUUCGUUCGGUUAAUCGUUUAUCGUGUGAGUGUGACAGUGUUAAUCAGUGGUUAUUAUGGCUCAAAAAAGAAAAUUAACAACAUUAUCACUUGCAGAAAAAGUGAACUUGCUUAAAAUUAUUGAAAAAGGCGAAAAAAAAAAAAACAAGACAUAGCCAAAGAUUUUGGAAUUCCGGCGAGUACAUUAUCUACAAUAAUAAAAAAUAAAGAUGUAAUUUUAAAAAACUUUAACGAAAACUCGGCAACUAGAAAAAAAAUGAAACUAGGAGAAUACUCUGACAUAGAAUCAUGUUUAUUAAAAUGGUUUCAACAAUGUCUUGACAGAAAAAUUCCAAUUAAUGGACCUAUUCUACGAGAAAAAGCUGAAGAGUUUGGACAUAAGUUAGGGCAUGAAUAUUUUAAAGCUAGCAGUGGAUGGUUAACAAAUUGGAAAAUCAGAAAUAGCGUUGUAUUUAAACAAGUUUGUGGUGAAAGUGGCGCUGUAGAUGUACAAAAAUGUUCCGUAUGGAUAAAUAAUUUACCGAAACUCAUCGAAAAUUAUUCACCAGACGAUAUUUUUAAUGUAGAUGAAACAGGAUUAUUUUUCAAAUGUUUACCUGACAAAACAUUCAUAUUUAAAGGCCAAUCUUGUUCAGGUGGAAAACAUAGUAAAGAAAGAGUAACACUUCUGUUAGGGGCAAAUAUGUCGGGCACAGAAAAAUUAAGACCACUUCUGAUUGAAAAGAAAUGGUAA